Molecule: messenger RNA, 1006 nt
Organism: Budorcas taxicolor (takin)
Lineage: Eukaryota; Metazoa; Chordata; Mammalia; Artiodactyla; Bovidae
Gene: MXD3
Product: MAX dimerization protein 3
Exons: 6
Coding region: 52-672 (206 amino acids)
Biological process (GO): regulation of transcription by RNA polymerase II
Molecular function (GO): RNA polymerase II cis-regulatory region sequence-specific DNA binding; DNA-binding transcription factor activity, RNA polymerase II-specific; protein dimerization activity
Source: RefSeq, a predicted model, not a curated record
CCGCUGCUCGGGUCUGCACCACAGGCCCGCCCGCCUCCGGCUGUCGCCGACAUGGAACCGGUGGCCAGCAACAUCCAAGUCUUGCUGCAGGCGGCGGAGUUCCUGGAGCGCCGCGAGAGAGAGGCCGAGCAUGGCUAUGCGUCCCUGUGCCCUCACCGGAGUCCAGGUCCAGUCCACAGGAGGAGGAAGCGGUCUCCCCAAGCUCCUGGCGCGCUGGACAGUGGGCGGUCUGUGCACAACGAGCUGGAGAAGCGCAGGAGGGCCCAGCUGAAGCGAUGCCUGGAGCAGCUGAAGCAGCAGAUGCCCCUGGGGGCUGACUGUGUCCGAUACACCACACUGAGCCUUCUGCGCAGGGCUAGAAUGCACAUCCAGAAGCUGGAGGAGCAGGAGCAGCGGGCCCGGCAGCUCAAGGAGAAGCUGCGCAGCAAGCAGCGGAGCCUGCGGCAGCAGCUGGAGCAACUCCGGGGGCUGGGCACGGUGGGCGAGCGGGAGCGCCUGCGGGCGGACAGCUUGGACUCCUCGGGCCUCUCCUCCGAACGCUCCGACUCAGACCAAGAGGAGCUGGAGGUGGACGUGGAGAGCCUGGUGUUUGGAGGUGAGGCUGAGCUGCUGCGGGGCUUCAGCGCAGGCCAGGAGCACAGCUACUCACACAGCGGCGGUGCCUGGUUAUGACCCUCACCGCCCAGAGCGGCCUCUGCCCUCAGCCCACUCUUUGCGCCAUCAGGCCAGAGCCCUCACCAGGCCUCCAGGGCUGCUUGGAGUCACUGUUGGAAUGGACUCAAAGGACCCUGUGUGGGAACAGGUGCUCCUCGUACCCUGCUGCUGGCGGCUGGCAGUCCCACCUGGGAGAGGGGUGCUGGGCCCCCCGAGCCCUGCAGGGCAGGUAGCUUGGGCCCAGGCCACCCUCCCAGGUAUUUUUUAUAGCACUUGGCCCAGCUGUCCAUGGCAGCAGGAAGCCUCUUGGGCCCUCAUGUUCCUUCCUAAACAAGGGCCCCUGGCCUUUGCC